AUCCUGAUGACUAUGGUAGCAUUCUCAGCCAUAGCUCUGUACAACGUGCUUGAACUCAACGUCAUUAUCUUUGCAACUUUUAGAUGUCGAAAGGGCUUGUACUUCUGGAGCUUUAUCGUGGCUACUUGGGGUAUUGUACCGCACACAGUGGGGUUCAUCUUUAAGUUCUUCGCGGUCACAUCAGUAUGGUGGGCGCCACUGGUUCUAGUCUCUGUCGGCUGGUUUGCGAUGGUGUCUGGGCAGUCGGUGGUGCUGUAUUCUCGACUACACCUGGUGGUUCGAAACUAUGAGAGAAUUCGCUGGGUCCUUUACAUGAUCAUAUUCAACGCUGUUGUACUUGGCAUCCCCGACAUGAUCUUGGCGUUCUUUACCAAUCGCCCAAAUGCACAAGCCUCUGUCGUCAACGCCUUCACGAUAUUCGACAAGGUGCAGGUUAGCAUAUUCUUCGUCCAAGAGUGUAUCAUCUCGGGCCUCUAUAUCUACGAAACUGUACGAUUGCUACGACCUGCUGAAGACAUCGGUCGAAAUCCACUACGGAAACUCCUGGUUCAUCUCAUAUUGGUCAAUGUCCUGGUAUUGAUCUUCGAUGCCACACUUCUUGGCACUGAAUAUUCAGGCAAUUGGGAGAUUCAAACGACCUACAAACCUGCCAUCUAUAGCAUCAAGCUGAAGAUCGAGUUCUCUGUGCUGAAUCGCCUAGUCAGUAUCGUCAAG
Molecule: messenger RNA, 714 nt
Organism: Mollisia scopiformis
Lineage: Eukaryota; Fungi; Ascomycota; Leotiomycetes; Helotiales; Mollisiaceae
Exons: 1
Source: RefSeq, a predicted model, not a curated record